AUGUACUCUCCUCAACUCCUAGUCGCCACCCUCAUCGCCGCCAGCGCUGCCUUGACAGGUGCCAUCAGCCUACAGCCACGCCAAUCCUCCUUGGCGUGCAACCUGGCCCGCUUCCAAAUCGUCAAGGCCAUUAGCGACACCAAGAGCGCCGUCGCCGACAUUCAGGACCCGACGGUGCAGUCGGCCGCGGCCGCGGGCGUCAAGACGGCCCAGGGCGGCGUCGCCCAGGUGGCCUCGUCCCUCUUCUCGGGCGCCGCCCCUUCUGCAGACGGUCGUGAUGCCGUCGAGAGCGGACUCAAUGCGACGAGCGCUGCUCUUGCGGGCGGUGAUGCGUAA
Messenger RNA from Pestalotiopsis fici W106-1, 336 nucleotides. RefSeq lists its product as uncharacterized. The coding region runs from base 1 to 336 and encodes 111 amino acids. Lineage: Eukaryota; Fungi; Ascomycota; Sordariomycetes; Amphisphaeriales; Sporocadaceae. The record is from RefSeq and is a predicted model, not a curated record. The transcript is spliced from 2 exons.